This is a messenger RNA of Laetiporus sulphureus 93-53, 1103 nucleotides long. RefSeq lists its product as uncharacterized. The transcript has 6 exons. Gene Ontology annotation, molecular function: oxidoreductase activity, acting on a sulfur group of donors, disulfide as acceptor. The record is from RefSeq and is a predicted model, not a curated record. The coding region runs from base 21 to 740 and encodes 239 amino acids. NCBI's taxonomy places the organism in Eukaryota, Fungi, Basidiomycota, Agaricomycetes, Polyporales, Laetiporaceae.
CUCCUUCACUCUGAUACAUCAUGACCGUCCUACCCGCAUCCGCACUGACUCUCGGUCUUUGCGUCGGCCUCGCUGCUGCGGCUUACCAGCAGCCUCUCCUUGCUCACACGGUGCCUGCUGCAGUUGCGGAUGAUGUUAAGGUUCCAGUGACUCUCGGCGUCAUGAGUCGCUGCCCAGACGCAUUGCUAUGUGAAUCCGUGUUCGACCGUGUAUUGAGUCGGGUCUCGGAGAAGGUCAAUCUGACCUUAUCUUUCAUUGGAUCCAUCGACUCGUCGGAGCCCGAUUUCGGCGUAACUUGCAAGCAUGGCCCAGACGAGUGCGCGGGCAACGUGCAUGAGCUAUGCGCUAUGAAGCAUGCAUCCGCGCUUCAAUUCUGGGAGUUUGUCCAAUGCGAGAAUUACCAGGGACGAGACAAGAUUGGUCUGCCUGAGACCGCCUUGCAAUGCGCCAAAACUGCGAACAUUGACUGGGAGGACAGUGGAGUAGGCGCCUGCGCAGGUCUUGACGGGAGCGGGAAAGCAGCGGAAGGGGUGCAGCUCCUACAGGACAGUGUCAAGGCAAGCCAGGCGAUGGGCAUCAAGAACAGCUGUACCGUUCUGAUCAAUGGCAAACAAGUCUGCAUUCACGACGGUACAUGGAAGGAAUGCGAGAACGGUCAUACGGCCCACGACUUCAUCAGACAAAUCAAUGAGGAGUAUCAGAAGCUCAACGAGGACAGCAACAGCGACGGCGAAGACUGAGUAGUACCGGUAUUGUUUGACGAACAUAUGGCGGAUAGGGAACGCUAUGUAUUUGCACAUUCAGUAACCCAGUAUGAGUUCGUAUACAAUGAUGACCAAAUUCAGUCCAAUGAGAGGUAUUCGCAUCAAUGUCCGUACCGCGCUGAUAAGAUUGAUGAGCCGGGCUUUCAUGGACACCUCCUGUCCACUUUGAUAUCCUGGCUGGUCAUAUGCGGCGGCAUAUGGCUGGGAAAAUCCUGCAGCUACUGUUUGAGGUUGUGUUGAUGACCAGCCGAUGCGCGCUAAAAAGCGGUCCUCACUGAGGACAGCCAUGGCGUUGAUGAGGAGAACAGCGACAUAGAGAAUCGUGCCGAGAGUCAAAGC